Capsella rubella is the source of this 1434-nucleotide messenger RNA. RefSeq names its product UDP-glycosyltransferase 79B8. The transcript is spliced from 2 exons. NCBI's taxonomy places the organism in Eukaryota, Viridiplantae, Streptophyta, Magnoliopsida, Brassicales, Brassicaceae. Gene Ontology annotation, molecular function: UDP-glycosyltransferase activity. The record is from RefSeq and is a predicted model, not a curated record. The coding region runs from base 66 to 1334 and encodes 422 amino acids.
UUCUGUUUCUGAAUAUUUCGUUUAGUUAUUUUUGUUUUUGAUUCUUUUACAAUUUGGGAAACGAAAUGGAGUCAAAGUUCCAUGCUUUUAUGUUUCCUUGGUUUGCUUUUGGUCAUAUGAUUCCGUUUCUACAUCUUGCAAACAAACUAGCUGAGAAAGGUCAUCGGGUUACUCUCUUGCUACCCAAGAAAGCUCAAAAACAGUUGGAACAUCACAACCUGUUCCCGGACAGUAUUGUCUUUCAUCCUCUCACAAUCCCUCCUGUCAAUGGCCUCCCUGCUGGUGCUGAGACAACCUCGGAUAUCUCAAUCUCGAUGGGCAAGUUCUUGUCCGAAGCCUUGAAUCUCACUCGUGAUCAGGUUGAAGCUGCGGUUCGUGCUUUGAGACCAGACAUAAUCUUCUUCGAUUUUGCUCAUUGGAUUCCAGAAUUGGCUGAAGAGCAUAUGAUCAAGAGUGUGAGUUAUAUGAUAGUAUCUGCAACAGAUAUAGCUCAUACACUUGUCCCUGGCGGUGCAUUAGGUGUUCCCCCACCAGGUUAUCCUUCAUCAAAGGUGUUGUUUCGUGAAAACGAUGCUCAUACCUUAGUAACCUUAUCCAUCUUCUACGAGAGACUUUAUCAUCGGAUUACUACAGGCUUUAAGAGCUGUGAUGUCAUUGCACUUAGGACAUGCAAAGAAAUGGAAGACACAAGUAAACCACUAGAAGAACGUUGGAGCCAAUUUCUGAGCAAGUACCCACCGGGCUCAGUAGUGUUUUGUGCACUUGGCAGCCAAAUCGUUCUUGAGAAGGAUCAAUUCCAAGAACUCUGCUUAGGGAUGGAGAUGACUGGUUUACCGUUUCUUGUAGCACUAAAGCCACCAAGAGGCUCAUCGACGAUCCAAGAAGGCUUACCAGAAGGGUUCGAGGAGCGGGUGAAGGGGCGCGGUGUGGUCUGGGGGGGAUGGGUGCAGCAGCCUUUGAUAUUGUCUCAUCCAUCAGUCGGCUGCUUUGUGAACCAUUGCGGUCCUGGAGCAAUAUGGGAGUGUCUUAUGAGUAAUUGCCAAAUGGUUUUAAUUCCAUUUCUAAGUGAUCAAGUGCUCUUCACAAGAUUGAUGACUGAGGAGUUCGAGGUCGCUGUAGAAGUGUCCAGGGAGAAAACAGGAUGGUUUUCAAAGGAGAGCUUGAGUGAUGCGAUUAAGUCAGUGAUGGAUAAAGAUAGUGACAUUGGGAAGCUAGUGAGGAGUAACCAUGCUAAAUUAAAGGAGGUUCUUGUUAGUCCUGGACUAUUGGAUGGUUACGUGGAUAACCUUGUGGAGGCAUUGGUUGAUUUGAUCAAUGUCAAGAAACAUGAUUAAAUCUAAUAUUAUAUGCUUUGUAUGAUUGGGGAGACAAGAGUUCUUCUUGACGACUCAAACUUUUAUUUUAUGAUGAAUAUAUAUAUUUUUUUUUGUUUAA